AAAACAUACCAUAGUAGAAAUUUGCAGGAUAGUAUGUGUUUUCCUUCAUUUUAGUUUCUAUCUUCCAUCUUACAGUUCUAGCUCAGAGUAUCUCUCAUGGCUGGAGGACAGAGACCAAAGGGACUCAACAGGCCAUGUGUUCUUCUCAUAGUCAUAGCUGGUAUGGAGAGGUUUGCAUUCAAAGGGGUGGUGUCCAAUCUGGUCACUUAUCUCACAGAUGUUUUGAAGAUGAGCAACUCAACGGCGGCCAAGACGGUUAGCAGUUGGUGUGGGUUUACGUCCAUGCUGCCACUCCUAAUGGCACCCCUCGCAGACUCUUAUUGGGGCCGGCACUCCACCAUCAUUGCUUCUUCUCUCCUAUACGCCUUGGGGCUUCUAGCAUUGACAUCAACAGCACUGGAAUGGCAUUGGAUUCCUACAAAGAGAGCCAGCUCCUCUUCAUCACUCUUUUUGUCUCUCUACAUGAUUUCACUAGGUCAAGGUGCAUAUAACCCUUCCUUACAAGCCUUUGGAGCAGAUCAACUUGAAAAUGAAGAGGAACUGCCUUGCUGCAAGAGUUACCAGAAUUCUGACAAGAAGUCUUUGUUCUUCCACUGGUGGUAUUUUGGUAUAUGUAGUGGCUGCCUUCUAGGGAUCUCGUUCACGUCAUAUAUCCAAGACACAAUAGGAUGGGGAUUGGGAUUUGCCAUUCCUACAAUAGCAAUGUCUGCAUCAAUUGUAAUUUUUUCUUGUGGGAGAAGAUUUUAUACGUAUAAACAAGAAAAGAGUUUUGAUAUUAAGUCACUUGAAAACAUAGUUCGAGCCAUUAAAGCAACUGCAUCGAGAAUUAUAAAUGGUGGAAUCAAGAUAUCAACUAGGAAAUCUGAAGUGGUGGAGCUGGAGCUUGAAGAAAGUGGCCUUUGUCAUCAAGACAUUGAUGGAAUUGAGGGCUUGGAUAAGAACUCGGAUGAUGGAAUUGAAAUUGCGAAAGUAGUGCUUCGUCUGCUGCCAAUAUGGACAAUGCUUCUAAUGUUUGCUGUCAUAUUCCAACAGCCUGCUACAUUCUUCACUAAACAAGGUAUGACAAUGAAGAGGAACAUAGGUAGCAACUUCAAGAUCCCACCAGCAACACUACAGAGUGCAAUCACCGUGUCUGUAAUUCUCUCAAUGCCUUUAUAUAGAAUGCUCUUCAUCCCACUCACUCGUCUAAUCACACGUAGUGAGAAAGGUAUCAGUGUGAUGCAGAGGAUGGGUAUUGGAAUGUUUCUGUCAGUUGUUGCGAUGUCUAUAGCAGCCAUCGUUGAAACAGAGAGGCUUGCAAUUAGUAGAAAGAUGGGGAUUUCAGGAUCAAAUUCAGAAACAGUACCAUUAAGCAUCUUCUGGUUGUUACCUCAAUACAUUCUCUUGGGCAUUUCUGAUGUUUUCACAGUUGUGGGGAUGCAAGAGUUCUUUUAUACAGAAGUUCCUGUAAAGAUGAGGACAAUGGGAAUAGCUCUAUACACUAGUGUUUUUGGGUUAGGAAGCUUUUUAAGUGCAUUUCUUAUCUCUGUCAUCGAAUUUACGACGAGUUCAAGAGGAGGAGGAAGACAGAGCUGGUUCUCUGAUGAUAUGACAGAAGCCAGCUUAGAUAAGUAUUACUGGCUUCUAGCCUUGUUAAGUGCAUUAAGCUUGGUAAUGUUCAUAAUUUUGUGCAGAUUCCACAAGAGUAAGACAUGAUAUGAUGGCUAAUUUCUGUGAAAGAAAGCGUAUAUAAGCUUCAGUAUUAUUGUUGAUGAAAAGUGGGUUGGAUGGUUACCUAUAAACUGUUGAUGGCUUUUUCCAUGGUUUGCAGGAUUAGAAAACUAAUCAAAGGGCCACCAGUUUGCCCGUAGAGGUAUUCCGAUGCUAAAGUUAGUAAGGGUAAAGUAUGUAAGUGAUGUAAAUAUAUAUAUGCAGUGGUAGUCUCGCAAGUUUAUAAUAAGAGAGAUUAUAUGUGUUUGGAGGUAAGCC
This is a messenger RNA of Ilex paraguariensis (yerba mate), 1968 nucleotides long. The record is from the annotation of a GenBank genome assembly. NCBI's taxonomy places the organism in Eukaryota, Viridiplantae, Streptophyta, Magnoliopsida, Aquifoliales, Aquifoliaceae.